This is a messenger RNA of Setaria italica (foxtail millet), 2563 nucleotides long. Its product is annotated as snRNA-activating protein complex subunit 4. The transcript is spliced from 13 exons. Gene Ontology annotation, molecular function: DNA-binding transcription factor activity, RNA polymerase II-specific; RNA polymerase II cis-regulatory region sequence-specific DNA binding. NCBI's taxonomy places the organism in Eukaryota, Viridiplantae, Streptophyta, Magnoliopsida, Poales, Poaceae. The coding region runs from base 276 to 2309 and encodes 677 amino acids. The record is from RefSeq and is a predicted model, not a curated record. Gene Ontology annotation, biological process: regulation of DNA-templated transcription. Gene Ontology annotation, cellular component: nucleus.
GUGCCACGCUUCUUGAACUCCUCGCCAUCCGAAUCCAACUCGUGUCACCGUAUGCUCUCCGGCAGCCUCCUGCUCCUCCCCUCGCAUCCCAAAUUCACCUCGCCGCCGGCCAGGUCGUCGCGGCCCCGCCCCGGCGCCCGCCAUCACCGACCAAGCCUUCUUCGCCAGGAUCGCACCGCGCGCCCAGCACAUCGCCGAGCCCGAGCGCCCCUUCCACCGAAGCAGCUUCAGGCGAUGCUUCUGGUGGAAUCGGAGCCUCAUCUCUGACCGCUGCCAUGGAGCAGAGUAGCGAUGGGAUGCCAAGGCAGCGGAGGGACUUCAGUUCAACAAAUCACUUGAGCAACUCCGACGCGGUUGCUGAAGGCAUGACUGAUAUAUCACAUGAAACUUCGAAACAUUGGCAAGAUAUGGAAUCAGAAAAUACAGAGGUUCCACCUCAAAAGAAGAAUGUGCACGGCUUCAAUGAGUGCAGUAGUUUAAAAAAUCUUGAAAGGACCAAAUGCAGAUGGUCACCAGAGGAAAAUGAGCUACUCACUCAAUUGGUACACAAACAUGGGACAAAGAACUGGCAUAAUAUUUCAUGUGCUAUACCUGAUCGAAAUGCACAUGCAUGUUUAUCAAGAUGGAAAUACGUUCUAGACCCAGCAAUAAAUAAAGAGGCUUGGUCGCAACAAGAGGAGCUAAGAUUGAUUCGUGCACAUCAAAUAUAUGGAAACAAGUGGUGUAAAAUGGUCAAACAUUUCCCAGGGAGUGAGAGCUCAUUAUGCAUAUACCCUCUUCAAACUACUGUGAGGGUGGCACUAAAGUUAUUGACAUCAUGUACAACCAGGACAAAUAAUGCACUCAAAGAACACUGGAGGGGUUCUAUGAAAAGAAAACUGGAUUCAUAUUUAGCCUCAGGGUUGCUUGAACAAGUUCCUGACCUUCAUGAAAAUCUAUCAGUUCUGCAGAGCAGUCAGUCAGAUAGUCCAAAGGACAGCAAAGUUUCAUCUGAUAGAAGUCAAUUUUCGUCAAUUUUAUCUACAAGGUCCAAACUUAAACAAGAGAUCAGAGAACUAAGUGAAAAUGCUGAUACUUCAGUAGGAGAAAGCUCUGAUUUCAUCUAUGCUAAAGCACUUGAUACCCAUUCAGCCAAAGUUUCUGAAAGUAUAAUAACUAAACCGCAGCAGUGUGCGAGAGCAAGAAAGAAACUGGAUUCGGUGUCAACCCCAGUGAAGCUCAAGAGUGAUUUACCACCUGAAACCGUCAAAUGUCGUCAAGAAAUGGAAUCAGGAAAGACAGAGGGACCACCAUGCAAGAAAAAUGGCUACUGCUUCAAGGAGGGAAGUAGUUUGAAAAAUUCUGAAACGACCAAAGGAAGAUGGUUAGCAGAGGAAAAUAAAAUUCUCACUAAAAUGGUUACCAAACAUGGGCUGAAAAACUGGCAAACUAUCGCAUCUGCUAUACCUAGCCGAAAUGCACAACAGUGCCGAAUAAGAUGGACACGCAGUCUUGACCCAGCAAUAAACAAAGAGGAUUGGUCUGAAGAGGAGGAGCUAAAAUUGAUUCGUGCCCAUCAAAUAUAUGGAAGCCAGUGGCUUAAAAUGGUCAAACAUUUCCCAGGGAGGACAAAUCAUGCACUCAAAGAACACUGGAGAGGUCGUAUGAAAGGAAAACUGAAUUAUUAUUUAGCCUCAGGACGGCUCGAAGAAAUUACAGACCUGAAAGAAGAUAUAUCAGUUCCAGAGAGCAGUCAGUCAGAUAUUCCAAAGGACAGCCAGGGUUCAUCUGAGAGAAAUCGACCACCAUCAUCUUUACCCCCAAGACCCAAAUCUAAAACUGACCUCUCAGAACUUGAUGAAAAUGCAGAUACAUCAGAAGAGGAAAGUUCCGACUGCAUCUAUCCUAAAGGUCUUGAUGCUCAUUCAGCCAAAGUCUCUGAAAAGAUAAUGGCAAAAUCAAAGCAGCGAGCUAGAGCAAGAAAGAAACUGGAUUUUCUGUCGACCCCAGUGGAGCUCAAGGUGUGCACCGCUGCAGCAAGUUGUCAAAGGCCUCCCCCGAAAAUGGAACAAACAACUCCAGCCAGUGACAAUAGCUCUCCGUCAGAUGUAUGCCAAGGUAUUCCACAAAAUGCUGCAUCAGAACCUGUGGAUGUGGUUAUACCAACAGCUGCUAGUAACCAUCCCAAUGAUGUUCAUUCAUUGGCAACCCCAGAUCCAUGCUCACUGGAGAUACAUGAGGCGGAUGCAUCAGAUCUUCUGGACAUGUCCUACUGUGAUGGCUUGAUGAUCGAUUCUCCUCUUUAUCUGCAUGGCAGUAGCUUCAUAUAGAAUGAAGAUCGUCACUUAGACAGUGCAACGACAAGUAUUGCGCUUGCUCCGUUGCACCUUUUUGGUACCAGGAGAUGAUGAACUGAGGUACAAACUUGAUGCUGUCUUCCUAUAAUCGAACAGCUCCACGUAUAAGGAGCUCGCUGCGUGUUGGAUGGAAUUUUUAUAUUGCAUAAGUUGCAAUUCUGUUCUGUUAAAUGUCACUGUCUCACUGGUUUGGAGGGCAGUUUUCUAUUUUCAGUUUGUUUAAACUA